AUGGACAAAGCAGUUCAGGGACGAGUAGACGGGGUCCCUUCGACCGCCAGCUUCUCUCAGGGUCACUUCGAAUGGCAGACUCAGGACGCGCGCUCGACAGUGCCGGCAGACAGCAUCAUCGCCAUCAUACAGAACGAGAACAAGGACGAGGACGAGGACAGGCUGCUCUAUCUGCAGCACGAUGAAGACGGCGAAUCAGCUCGUCUGGAGACGCUGAAGCUGUCCGGCCUUGCGUCUCUGCCCGGAUACUCGUCCCUCUGCCACGGCCGGCCGUCCCAUCUCGCGGCCAGCGUCCGGCUUCAUGUCAUCGUCUCGACGCUGUCCGGCACCCAGAAGGCCUCGUCUUUCCUCCAGCAGGUAGUCAAACCGUUACUCUUGCAGCUGCGGCCGGAGGGCGACUAUACAGUCCAUGAGACCGAGUCGGCAGAGACAAUCACCCGCCUGGCGAGAACCGUCUUCCUCCCGCAGGCGCUGGCCGGCAACCAGCAGACGAUCAUUCUGAUGUCCGGCGACGGCGGCCUGGUCGACGUCAUCCGCGUGCUGGCCGAAGCUCCAGAUGCCUCUACGCUUGUCCGGCCUGUCGUCUGCCUUGUGCCAAUGGGGACGGGCAACGGACUGGCCAAUUCUACGGGUCUGCUGGCCGACUCGACCUGGGGGCUGUCAAGGCUGGUCCGCGGCUCACCCGCAGACCUCCCGGCCUUUUGUGUGCGAUUUCCGCCGGGAUCGAUGUACGUGACGGACGAAGGACGCGGGAGGGAGCCGGUAGCAGCGGCGGGACAGCGGGCAGAGGUGUACGGGGUGGUGGUCGUGAGCUGGGGACUGCAUGCCUCGCUGGUGGCAGACAGCGAUACUGCAGCAUACCGGCGGUUCGGCGUCGACAGGUUCAAGAUGGCCGCCCAGGAGCUGCUUCAGCCCGCUGACGGGAGCGCCUCCCACAGCUAUUCAGGCUCGCUCGUCCUUGUCCGAGCCGGCGAGGAAGAAGAGGUGGUCGACCGGCCAUGCCACAUGUACGUGCUGGUGACGCUGGCCUCGCAGCUCGAAAAGGGGUUUACCAUCUCGCCGGCCUCAGCGCCGCUCGAGAAACAGCUACGGAUAGUCCACUUCGGGCCCGUCCCAUCCGAGAGAGCCGGCGAGCUGAUGGCGCUGGCGUACGCGGGAGGCAAGCAUGUCGACCAGCCAGAGGUCGCCUACGCCGCCGUCGAGGCCGUCAGAAUCCGGGUGGCGGAGCCGGACGAGCGCUGGCGGAGGGUCUGCGUCGACGGGAGGAUUAUCCUGCUGCCCGAGCAGCCCGCCAGACCCUCACCUUAUCCGGCCCAACUGGUUACUUACUAUCAAAUCGACGACGACGACGAACAGAAACAAAAACAGCCGGAGAAAACGAGCUCAACCGCAGACAGAGGAGUGCGCGAGCAGAUGCUGGUGACUCCCCGGACGUACCGGCUUUCGCAGACCCCAGACAGCGGCGUCUCCCUUGCGCCUGAAGCUCAUCCGACCUUUCGUACCCUGCGUGGCUGGAGUGUGCCUCCUGCUGAGACCCGGCGGGCAGCGGAGAUGCUGCUCGUCCACCAGGCCGGCAGUCUCAAGGUCGGCGAGGUAGCUCGAUACACCCUGACCUACACGCCCUCCGCAGACCGCAUCCUACCCACGCCCUCACAGCUGUAUGUCAAGCUCCGGAACACCGCGGCCACUCCUCUGCGUGCUGCAUACCUCCAUGGGCCCUAUGCGUUGCAUGUCUCCUGUCGGCCAGCUGCCUUCGAUCCCAACCGCAAGUUUGACCAGCAUGAAGUUGACGGCCUGCCGCAGUUCGAGCCUAAUCUGAAGCCGGGAGGAGCCUGGGAUGCUGUCAUAAAAGUACCCGAACGAGUCCGGUCUCCGUCAGCUGGAGCUGCUGGGUCUUCUACUGCGACACCUACGACGGGCGUGACCUGGAUAAUAGACAUAUCGUCAGAGAUCAUCUUCUCCUCCACGGCCUCGGUGCAGUACGAGCUUCUGGUUGGCCGGGAUGCUGCCUCUGUCGAGCUGGGUGCUCCCGCCAUGGCCAACUUGCCCCCUCCCGGCCAGCUUCGGGACCAUGCCAAACCCGGGCCGUCGAAGAACCAGCAGAAGCGUGAACGGCCAGGUAGAGUGCCUGGUGUAUACUCAGAGUCUAUUAAGCUACGGGUAGACGACACCGCCAGCCUAUGGAACCUGCCACCGUUUCCUUCUUCGGCAGAGAGUAGUAGUGGUAGUAAGAGCGAUACCACCGCCUCUGCCACGGAUCGGCCAGCGGAAGUCUCUUCUUCCCAACAGGAGCAACCGAAAAAGAAACGCAAGAAGAUACAUUUUGUUCUCGUGACACAUGGACUCCAUAGUAAUCUUGGUGCUGACAUGCUCUACCUCAAGGAGAGCAUCGAUGCUGCCGCAAAGCACGCCCGAGAGGAGGCCAGAAAACAGAAGAAAUCGUCAAACGGCACAGAUCCUGCCGAAAACGAGGAAGAUGAUGAAGAAGACGUGAUCGUCAGGGGAUUUCCUGGAAACGCAGUGAGGACAGAGCGCGGCAUCCAAUACCUGGGCAAGCGGCUGGCAAAGUACGUCCAGCUCAUGACAUACCCAGAUCAGCCGUACCUACCGCUGAAGUCUAAGAACAAACUCAGACGGCCACAGGCUCGUCAAAUUCUUGGAGACAGCGAACGUCACGGUUGCCGACAAAAGGAGUAUGCUUAUCAGAUCACUAGCAUCAGCUUUAUAGGCCACUCCCUCGGGGGUCUCGUCCAGACGUAUGCCAUUGCAUAUAUACAAAAGCACUGCCCAGACUUCUUCGAUUAUAUCAGACCCAUCAACUUCGUCGCCUUUGCCUCUCCUUUCCUCGGCCUAAGCAAUGAAAACCCCAUGUACGUCAAGUUUGCCCUCGACUUUGGACUUGUUGGUCGAACAGGUCAGGACCUUGGCCUGGCGUGGAAUGCUCCUUCAAAAGUCCGUAGUGGAUGGGAAGCCAUGAUAGGAGGGCUGGGAAGUGAUGCAAGCCGUGCUCAUGGUCAGGACCCAGGAUCGAAGCCUCUCCUCCGUGUCCUGCCCAGCGGUGCCGCCCAUGAGGUGUUGAAAAGGUUCAGGAAUCGUACCAUAUAUUCAAAUGUUGUCAAUGAUGGCAUUGUUCCCCUGCGUACCUCCUGUCUCCUCUUCCUUGAUUGGAGAGGCCUCGAAAGAGUUGAGAAAGCAAGGCGGGAGAAUGGUCUCGUCGGAACAGUAGCUGAAUGGGGAUGGGCGCAGUUGACUGGCCUUAAUUCGAGUGCUCGCGUCGUCGCUCGCCCGCCUGGUUCGGCAGAUGACAAGGCCCAGGAGAGUAGCAGCAAGACAGGCGCUCAGUCACCUCGUCUAACACCUCAUCCAGCCAGCGGAGAGAGCUCACCUGGACUGCCUCUGGCCAGUCAGUACUUACAGUCAGAAAGUGACCCGGCCCUGACAUCGCCCCAGAGACUAAGUCCAGCCAGCUCACCUACGUCACCUGCGUCUCCCGGGCCCGUCAACAGCUUCUUUUCCUUCUUCCGACCACAAAAGAAGAACAAGGGGCAAAAGAUAUAUAAACGUUCGCAGACGCUUCAUACCGAUACACAGAAUGAAGAGGCUGCGCCCACAAGCAACCCGGAGUUGACUACACCUCCAGUGAGAAAGGGUCUCGUCCGUGGAGACUCUCUGUACGAUGAGGAAGAGGGCUGGUAUACUCCUCCAAGAACAACGAUCCUCGAGUCUGCCGGUGACGUUCUCAGCCCACCUCUGCCUCCACUUGAAUAUCUUAUAGACCCGUCGUCACGACCUAGAACCAUAUUCCAUGACCGGGUGUAUCACCCUGAUGAUAUCCCUCCACCUCCACCCACCAGGCCUCGAACUAUGUUUCGAUCGCCAAGUUACAGUAUCAGCCGAAGUGCCUCGAUGGAGAACACUGGUUCACAGGCUGGGGCUUCUGAUGGUAGCAAAACACCAACCGAGGUACCCCAGAAGCGCAGCAGUGGCAUGAAAGUAGAAGAGAAGAUUGCAAGAGCUUACCACCGUGAUCUAACCUGGCGCAAAGUUCUGGUCCGCCUAGAACCAGAUGCCCAUAACAACAUAAUCGUCCGCCGCAUGUUUGCCAAUGCCUAUGGCUGGCCAGUUGUCAAGCAUUUCGUCGAUACUCACUUUGGCUAUACCGCCUCUGCCCGUGAAUCAGACGAUCUAGAGUCUCGAGAGGAACGGGCCAAACCGAUGAACGUCCCAGCAACUGACCAGGGAGAAGAGGUUAUAGGCCAGCAUGAUUUGCCGCGUUGUCAGGCCUCGCCGAACACUGGACCGAAUAACGGACCGUCGAGCCCUAGCGGCAAGAAACCUGUCUCCUCUCUUCAGCGAGAUGCUUCACCAAAGGUGCAAAACAGUCCAACAUUUGAGCUGAAUAAACCUACACCACCGAUUGAGCGCAGGUUAAGUAGUCUAAGUAUGAAUUCGAAGACCUCUCAGACUGACUCCGCCCAGUGGACGGAUACGUACCUCGAAGAUGACUGUCGUGACGAGGAAUCUGCCGAAGAUGAUAUCGAGCAUUACAAGAAACAUGAAGGUAUUCGAGCUUCAGACUAUUUAGAAGCCAGCACUUCAAGGCCUGACAGCUCUGAAGCCCAAUCACCCGUAUCUUGA
Molecule: messenger RNA, 4638 nt
Organism: Trichophyton benhamiae CBS 112371
Lineage: Eukaryota; Fungi; Ascomycota; Eurotiomycetes; Onygenales; Arthrodermataceae
Exons: 3
Coding region: 1-4638 (1545 amino acids)
Molecular function (GO): kinase activity; monoacylglycerol lipase activity
Source: RefSeq, a predicted model, not a curated record